AUGGCCGACAAACACGCACCACCACCGCCCGGCACCUCGUCCGAGGACGCGCCCGAGGCCCGCGUCAACAAUGCCGACGCCAAGCGCUACUGGGAAUCCAUCAGCGCCGACGACCACGGCAUGCUCGGCGGCUUUGCGUUUGUGUCGCGCGCGGACCUGCGCGGCUCGCGCACCUUUCUGGCCAAGCUGGGCAUUGGGCGCACCGAGGGCCGGGGGCUGCGCCGGGUCGCGCGGGCGCUCGAGGGCGGCGCGGGCAUUGGCCGCGUCACCGAGGGCUUGCUGCUGGACGUGGCCGACGAGGUCGACGUGAUUGAGCCCGUGGCCAAGUUCACGGCGGCCCUCGCGGGCAAGCCGGGCGUGCGGCGCAUCUUCAACACGGGGCUCGAGGGGUGGGCCCCGGAGGCGGACAGCGUCGACGGCGGGGCGGCGCCGGGGCUGCCGGUGUACGACCUGGUGUGGACGCAGUGGUGCACGGGCUACCUCAACGACGACCAGUUUGUCGCGUACCUGCGGCGGUGUCGGACGGUCCUGGCGCCCGGCACGGGCCUCGUCGUCGUCAAGGAGAACCUGACGACCACGGGCGUCGACGACUUUGAUGCGCAGGACAGCAGCGUGACGAGAUCCGAAACGUCGUUCCAAACCAUCUUCGCCAAGGCCGGCUUCCGCCUGGUGCGAUCCGAGCUGCAGCGCGGGUUCCCGCCCGAGGCAGAGCUGCUGCCCGUCAAGAUGUACGCUCUCAAGGCUAUCGAGAAGGCAGAGGGCGCACAGGAGACGAGAUGA
This is a messenger RNA of Sporothrix schenckii 1099-18, 780 nucleotides long. RefSeq lists its product as uncharacterized. Gene Ontology annotation, cellular component: cytoplasm. The transcript has 2 exons. Gene Ontology annotation, biological process: N-terminal protein amino acid methylation. The coding region runs from base 1 to 780 and encodes 259 amino acids. The record is from RefSeq and is a predicted model, not a curated record. Lineage: Eukaryota; Fungi; Ascomycota; Sordariomycetes; Ophiostomatales; Ophiostomataceae. Gene Ontology annotation, molecular function: N-terminal protein N-methyltransferase activity.